This is a messenger RNA of Lepus europaeus (European hare), 2410 nucleotides long. It is a transcript of the gene FKBP14, whose product is annotated as FKBP prolyl isomerase 14. Lineage: Eukaryota; Metazoa; Chordata; Mammalia; Lagomorpha; Leporidae. The transcript is spliced from 4 exons. The record is from RefSeq and is a predicted model, not a curated record. Bases 173 to 808 code for a protein of 211 amino acids. Gene Ontology annotation, molecular function: calcium ion binding; peptidyl-prolyl cis-trans isomerase activity.
UUAACCCCUUGGAGGCGAGCGCGCAGUGCGUGGGAAAGUUGUCGGCAGUGAAAGUGCCACGUCUUCCAAGCCCCGGGAGAGGCCCUUGUGCCCGAGUCUUGGACGCCCUUCUCAACACCCUGUGAGCUCCGGCCGCGGUCUCGGCUCCGCGGGGCACCUCUGCGCCAGCGACAUGAGGUUUGUCUUGUGGAACGCGGUCUUGACGUUGUUAGCCACGGCCCUGAGCGGGGCUCUGAUCCCCGAGCCAGAAGUGAAAAUCGAAGUCCUGCAGAAACCGUUCAUCUGCCAUCGCAAGACCAAAGGGGGGGACUUGAUGUUGCUGCACUACGAAGGCUACUUGGAGAAGGACGGCUCCUUGUUUCACUCCACUCACAAGCAUAACAAUGGGCAGCCCAUUUGGUUUACUCUGGGCAUCCUGGAGGCUCUCAAGGGCUGGGACCUGGGCCUAAAGGGGAUGUGUGUCGGAGAGAAGAGAAAGCUCAUCAUCCCUCCUGCCCUGGGCUAUGGAAAAGAAGGGAAAGGUAAAAUUCCUCCAGAGAGUACGCUGAUAUUCAACAUCGAUCUCCUAGAGAUUCGAAAUGGACCAAGAUCUCAUGAGUCAUUCCAAGAAAUGGAUCUUAACGAUGACUGGAAGCUCUCUAAAAAUGAGGUUAAAGUGUAUUUAAAGAAGGAGUUUGAAAAGCACGGUGCAGUGGUGAAUGAAAGCCAUCAUGAUGUUUUGGUGGAGGAUAUUUUUGAUAAAGAAGAUGAAGACAGAGAUGGAUUUAUAUCUGCUAGAGAAUUUACAUAUGAACACGAUGAGUUAUAGAGACAUCUGCCCAGAGAAUUUACAUACAAACACAUGACUUAGAGAGCUCUCUGCCCAUUCUCUACAGCAACCAUCUUUAAACAGAGGGUAAUUGCCCUUACAGUUUUAUUUUUAAGUGUUCUGUUCUUGUUUUUUUUUUUUAUAUUUUUAUAUUUUUCUGACUAUUAUUUAAAAAAAACCCUGAAGUUUUCUAAGUAUGUAUUUCUUUCUGUUAAGUUAUUGGGAAAAAACAAUUUAUCUUUGAAUAGAAGACUUCUGGACCAUUCUCUGCUUUUCACACGUGAAGCCUUGUUUUACUUGCUUACUUAUUAAUUUAAAAACACUGUAAUGGAGGAGGGGGCUGGUGCUGUAGGGCAGAGGGUUAAGCCUCUGCUUGGAAUGCCUACAUCCCACAUAUGUGUUCUUGCUUUGCUACUCCAUAUGUGAUCCAGCAUCCUAUAAAUACAACUAGGAUGCAGCAGAUGAUGGCCCAAGUGCUUGGGUUCCUGCCACCCAUGUGGGAGAUCAGGACAGAGUUCCUGACUCCUGGCUUUAGCCUGGUCCAGCCCUGGCUGUUGUGGGCAUUUGGGUAGUAAACCAGCAGGUGACAAAUCUCUCUCUCCUGCACACUUUGUCUCCAUCACUCUGCUCUUCAAAUACAAUAAAUCUUUUUAUUUAAAACAAAUAAACUUGAAACUGGGAGCAUACUGCAAUGUGAGACCAGGUUAUAGUACAAAUCAGCACCUUAUGUUUCUGCUUUCCUCUAUUUUUAUCCAAGUUAAAUACCGAGAUACUUUAAAAGCCUUUUUGCAAGAGGCCAAGACUUGUGGUUUUCAUGUUUUAAUGAAGUGAUUUUUAACUGCCUUUGAGAAAAGUGGUUGUUGGGCUUUACUUUUUAGCAGUUACUGCUUUACUAAGGAGUUGCACAAUGCUGAAGCAAGGAGCAAAGUUAAUAUGUUAUAAAUAGUUAUAAAUACGUGUGCGUUGAAACAGUCAGCCUGAGACUGAAGCUACAUGAAGUUUGACUCAUAGAAACCAAUGGAUUCUUAAAUAGGACAGGUUAUUUACAUACCUGUUUCUUUGUAAUAAAAUCUAUCAAAAUAUUGUAGCAGACUUAAUUCUAUUUAUACUCAUUGUUUACUUUUUUUAAUGCUAACAGACUAACCUAACAUUGUUCUUUAAUGAAUUAAGUCUACAACUAGCUGAUUGUAUUACAAUAACCUUGUAUCAUAUGUGAAAUCAGUGAGCCAACCCAACAUUUCCCAUUACUGCCUCAUCCAAAAAUGAGGCAGACCUACAGCAGCUACUGUUGAAGAGACACCUAUCCCAAGUCAAAAAGUUUAUUUGAGUGCUGGUUUGAGUCCAAGUUGCUCCACUUCUGAUCCAGUUCCCUGCUAUUGUGCCUGGGAAAGCAGCAGAAGAUGGCCUGAGUAACUGGGUCCCUGCCACCCAUGUGGAGACCAGGAUGGAGUUCCUAGCUCCUAACUUUGGCCUGGAGCUACCCCAGUCAUUGCGGUCAUUUGGGGAGUAAACCAGCAGAAUGAAGAUGUUAUUUCUGUCACUCCCCCUCUCUGUCAUUACCCAUUUCAAAUAAAUAAAACCUUUAAAUAUGUAUAUAAUUUU